This is a messenger RNA of Colletotrichum orchidophilum, 1053 nucleotides long. Its product is annotated as alcohol dehydrogenase. Bases 1 to 1053 code for a protein of 350 amino acids. The record is from RefSeq and is a predicted model, not a curated record. NCBI's taxonomy places the organism in Eukaryota, Fungi, Ascomycota, Sordariomycetes, Glomerellales, Glomerellaceae. Gene Ontology annotation, molecular function: oxidoreductase activity; zinc ion binding. The transcript is spliced from 3 exons.
AUGAGUUCUGAUAUUCCUAGUCUGCAGCGAGCAGUUGUUAUCGAGAACCCUGGUCCUGAUGCUAGGGUUAUUGUACGUGAAGACGUUCCAGUCGGAACUCCCGGACCGUACGAAGUUCUCGUUCAACUUGAAUUCACCGGAGUCUGCGGGUCAGAAGUUCGAGCUCUGCGAGGUUUGGGUGUCUACGAUCCAGUUAUAGGCCAUGAAGGCGUCGGCAGAGUCGUGAAAUUGGGCGAACACGUCUCAGAGUCAUUCUUUCGGAAGAAAGUCGGAGUCAAGUGGCUUUACAGAGCCUGCGGCGAGUGUUCCGUAUGUGUGCGCGGGUUCCCCAACAACUGCCCCAAGCAAUUGAAUACCGGCAAGCAUCGCCCUGGGACCCUGCAGCGAUACGUCGUCGCAGACUCGAGGUACCUGACCCUGAUCCCAGAGGGUUUGGGCGAGGCGGAAGCGGGGCCCUUGCUCUGUGCGGGUCUCACGAUGAUGGGCGCGCUUUCGAUGCUGGAUAAUGACUUGUCUCGCGGUGAUUGGGUUGUGAUCCAAGGAGCGGGAGGAGGGCUCGGCCAUCUUGGAGUGCAGAUCGCUUCCAAAAUGAAGGGGCUCCGUGUCAUCGCGGUAGACACGGGAGGUGAGAAGAGGAAGUGGUUCGAGAAGGAUGCCGUUGAAUUCAUCGACUACGCGACUGAUGACAUGGAACAGUCGGUGAAGAAUUUGACUGGGGAGGGUGCCCAUGCUGUGAUCGUUGUUCCUGGUUCAGAAGACGCCUACCGAGUUGCGCCCAAGCUUUUGAGGCCAAUGGGAACGAUCGUCUGCGUUGGGCUACCUCGGAAUGAUUUCGAGUUGCCGAUCUCAGUUGCUCAGUGUGCCCUGAAAGCUCUGACAAUCAAGGGUGCCAUGGUAGGAACAGAAGAGCAAAUGACUGAAUUGCUUCAGGCGGCUGAGAAGGGAACGAUUCGAGCUUCUAUAGAACUCUUCUCCUUUGAGCACGUCUCUGAGAUUAUGUCUCAGCUAGAAAAAGGAGAGGUAUUUGGAAGGGCUGUGGUUAGCUGCCUUUAA